GUGCUCUAUAGAGCUGCUGCUGCUGCCGCCGCCGCCGUCGCCGCCGCCGACGCCGCUGCUGCAGCCCGAGCAUCCGGGAGCCGCCGCCGCCGCCGCCGCCGCCGCUGCUACCGCCUCUAGCGCCGCUUCCACCGCUGCCACCUUCUCUCCCAGAACCCCGAGACACCCCGAGCACGAGCGGCAGCUGCUGCAUGCUUGCUCCCCCUCUUCCCCGCCCCUCCCUUCCGUGACCUACCCAAUCCUUGCAGCCCUCGUCCGCACCUUCUCCGAUACCCCGGCGUCCCUGCACCACCUGCUCGGACAGCCCCAGCGGGCGCCGAGACUUGCUGUGCGCGCUGAGAGCAAGGCAAGCUCCGAACCCAUUCCUGGCAGACUGACUGUUGCGGCUGCACCACCAGCAGGAGAAGGAAGAGAAGAAACUACUCUGCUCACCGAAACCCCAUUCUGCGGGUGCUUCGCCGUUGCCGCUUCUGCUGCUGCAAAUCCGCGUUCGCGGGUUCGAACACCGCAGCGGCGGGGACCCUGGGUCUGGUGGUUUCCGUGAGGAAGACACCCGCGGAGCCCUGCGCUCUGGUGUCCCGCUCACCAGCAUCUCUUUGACCCCCUCGUUCAUUCCCCAACCCUUUAGAGAAGGGACCAUGCUUUGGAAACGCAGCGCCGUUCUCCGCUUCUACAGUGUCUGCGGGCUCCUGCUACAAGCUGCUGCUUCAAAGAAUAAAGUUAAAGGCAGCCAAGGGCAGUUUCCACUAACACAGAAUGUAACAGUUGUUGAAGGCGGAACUGCAAUUUUGACCUGCAGGGUUGAUCAAAAUGAUAACACCUCCCUCCAGUGGUCAAAUCCAGCUCAACAGACUCUGUACUUUGAUGACAAGAAAGCAUUAAGGGAUAAUAGGAUUGAGCUGGUUCGGGCUUCCUGGCAUGAGUUGAGUAUCAGCGUCAGUGAUGUGUCUCUGUCUGAUGAAGGACAGUACACCUGUUCUUUAUUUACAAUGCCUGUCAAAACCUCCAAGGCCUAUCUCACUGUUCUGGGUGUUCCUGAGAAGCCUCAAAUUAGUGGAUUUUCAUCACCAGUUAUGGAGGGAGACUUGAUGCAGCUGACUUGUAAAACAUCUGGUAGCAAACCUGCAGCUGAUAUAAGAUGGUUCAAAAAUGACAAAGAGAUUAAAGAUGUAAAGUAUUUGAAAGAAGAAGAUGCAAAUCGCAAGACUUUCACAGUCAGCAGCACACUGGACUUCCGAGUGGACCGCAGCGACGAUGGCGUGGCAGUCAUCUGCAGAGUGGACCAUGAAUCUCUCAAUGCCACCCCUCAGGUGGCCAUGCAGGUGCUAGAAAUACACUAUACACCAUCAGUUAAGAUUAUACCAUCCACUCCUUUUCCACAAGAAGGACAGCCUUUAAUUUUGACUUGUGAAUCCAAAGGAAAACCACUGCCAGAACCUGUUUUGUGGACAAAGGAUGGUGGAGAGUUACCAGAUCCUGACCGAAUGGUUGUGAGUGGUAGGGAACUAAAUAUUCUUUUCCUCAACAAAACGGAUAAUGGUACAUAUCGAUGUGAAGCCACAAACACCAUUGGCCAAAGCAGUGCAGAGUACGUUCUCAUUGUUCAUGAUCCCAAUGCUCUGGCUGGCCAGGCUGGCCCUGAUCAUGCUCUUAUAGGAGGAAUAGUGGCUGUAGUUGUUUUUGUCACGCUGUGUUCUAUAUUUUUGCUGGGACGAUAUCUGGCGAGACAUAAAGGAACAUACUUAACAAAUGAAGCUAAAGGAGCUGAAGAUGCACCAGAUGCUGACACAGCCAUUAUCAAUGCUGAGGGCAGCCAAGUCAAUGCUGAAGAGAAAAAGGAAUAUUUCAUUUAAAAUACAGGCCAAGAUUCUGAAUUUUACUUACCAGGCUGGCUGCUGGAGAAAACUGGCUGUCAUCUUUCCGAAUUCAUUUCUGCCAUCUUCUGCUACCUUUAUUAACUUCCAUCCCGUACUGCUAUCAGUAGCCAGUGUAUACCAACAAUCAGCUGUCGAAAGCAUCAUUCUUUAAUUACGGUACCAUCCAUAAUGCAGGACAUUUCUCACUGCCUAAAUUCCACAUCAUUGCUCUUUUAACAUACAGUGCUUGAAUAUACAGCCUUAACAAUGUUAAUCAUCUCCUUGAAUCAUGAUAUUGAAUUGUUUUUAUACAUUGAAAAAAAUGUUCAGUUUUUUUCCCCCUCAUUUUUUGUUCUCCCUUUAAAUCGGAGACCUUGUCUUUGGACAGCUUUCACAAGGAUCAGGAUUAGGUAAAGGCCUAAUGUGCUGAAGUUUAAUCAGAUUUAGAGGUUUACAAUGCUUCCUACGUGUCUAUCUUCGAAGACAUGUUUUGGAAGCAUAUGCCCUAGAAAAUACAAACUGGAAAAAAAAAACAAACCUACUGUAGUAUAGAAUUCUGGAAUGUUUGAGCUUAUACUGGUAAAGCUGUAUCAAUUUGCUAUUUAAAACUAUAGUAUUUGAUACAGGAACCAUAUGUAUGGAUUGCAAUCAUGACAUGGUAUCUUAUAUAAUUAUGUAAAUCCUACCAUUAGAUUAUUUUAGCUUCAUAUACCAAUAAAUUGUUACAACCAUUUUACUGCUUUGUGAAUCACAAAGAUUUCAUUCAUUUCUUUAAUUUGAUUCUAUAAUUUAUUUGCUCCACAAAGACUCACCUGCCUAAACAAAAUUGAAAUAUCCAUAGGGCACAAUUUUGAGACAUUUAGUAUCUGUAUAUAGUGCAUAUAAUAAAUCCAAUUAAACAUUAUUUGAUACAUAUUUAACUUUUUUGGCUGUAGGUAAUCCAGUCAUGAGUAAGCAUUUUCUAAUGUCCAUUAUAUCCCUUUAGAUAUUACUUAAACCAAUAUUAUAAGUAGAUAACCUGUAUUAGUAUUUUUGUCUGUAUGUCCUAGCACUGUUCAACAGCAAAUUUUUCUAGUUCUUGUUGAUUUUUAUUUGUUAUACAAUGGAAGCACAAUGUUAUAAGGAAAGGUAAUUUUAAGCUAACAACCAGUGCACAGCCUCAGGUUUUAAAUUACAACCACAGUUGAAUAAUAACCUAAAAAUAAACUCUUAGUUUGCUAAAAAUUUACAAAUUUUAAUUUGGCAGUUCCAGAGCUGCUUACCUAUGUUGGUUUGCCAAAAAGAAGUGUUUAAGAUAUGUUUUCUGUAUAAAAGAACUAAUUCUUUAUAUUAAAUUCCUGUCUAUGCAUUUUGUGAGGUACAAACUUUUGAAACAGUGAGUGAUAGAGAAUUUCUGCCAUGCUUUUAACUCCAAGGUGAAAGUCUCUUUCUCUGGAUUAUUUCUGAAAUUUUGGUGUAUUUAACCAUUAAGAAAUGCUGUAUUCUUAAAUAUGACACCGAGUCAAUCUAAAGUCAUAUUAUUCCUCCUAGUUAAAUACAAUAUUACUAGAUUAGUUCUCAUUAGAUUUAUUAUAUGCUAAAGAUUAAAAAUCCAGUUAGAUAAAAAUUAUUUUCCCAUCCACAAUCAUUGCACCUUUAAGAAGAAAACAAAUAUGACAAUAUGGUAUCUAUACUUGUGAUGUCUGAAAGCAUGAUGGUUUUAACAAUAAUAUCUUGGAAUUUAUUUGGGGGAAGAAAGAAUGGUUGAGUAUGACAUCAUGUGUUAAUAUCAAAUGAAAGACAAGGGUGCUGUAUCUUAUUUAUCAGAAAAGUAUAAAUCUUUUAAGGACAUUAGAAUUUUUAAUUGUUUGAUUAUUGAAGCAUUUAUCUUGAUUUCUUACAAAAGAAAAAGGACGAUGUCAGUCAAGCAGCACUUUUUCAGAUUAUACAGAACAUAAAUAAUAUGAUGUGGUUGAGUGUUAACAUAAUAAAUCAUAUACAGUAUGACAUUUUAAG
This is a messenger RNA of Phacochoerus africanus (Common warthog), 3851 nucleotides long. RefSeq names its product cell adhesion molecule 2 (gene CADM2). The transcript has 10 exons. Bases 639 to 1853 code for a protein of 404 amino acids. Lineage: Eukaryota; Metazoa; Chordata; Mammalia; Artiodactyla; Suidae. The record is from RefSeq and is a predicted model, not a curated record.